This is a messenger RNA of Fusarium fujikuroi IMI 58289, 963 nucleotides long. RefSeq lists its product as uncharacterized. The record is from RefSeq and is a predicted model, not a curated record. The coding region runs from base 1 to 963 and encodes 320 amino acids. NCBI's taxonomy places the organism in Eukaryota, Fungi, Ascomycota, Sordariomycetes, Hypocreales, Nectriaceae. The transcript is spliced from 4 exons.
AUGAACUUCUUAUCUCUUCAUUCAAUCUUGCUAUUCGUUUCAGCCUGUCUGGCGGCAGAUGCCCAGGUUGCCUGGCGUCUUGAGCACGACACCAAGGCCUCUGCAUUGGUAGCAGUAGAUACCAACGGCACUGUCAUCGCGGAGACAUGUGGCAGUACAAUUUACGCAAAAUACCCUAUCGACUUCUCUAAUGUUGAUGGAAUCGAUGGUAGUGGAAACUUCACCGUUGGCAAUAUCACCUACAUGGUUCAUAGUAACCCUGAUUGGUCUGGGGGACCUGCUUGCUCUCGGGCUUUCAACCCACAAUACACUCUUGUCCAGUGCUCGGGAGUCAGCUGGGAUGCUGCUGAUGCCAUUGGUGACAAGCCAAGAGACUGCUUUGCUGAGAGUCCCACGAAUGGCGAACUGCAGUUCCUGGAGAACAGGACUCUGAAUGACACGAGUCAGAUGCACAAACGAGACUGGUGGGAUGACUUUAAAAACGACGUCCGGGAAGGCUUUUCGACCACAGAGAGAGAGCUUGUUGGGGAUGGAAAUCCUCGCCAGCAUUAUUUCCACCAGCAAAUAUCGGAACCCAUCCGCUGCGGCAACAGCCGGGGCUGUACCGUGGGCAAGACAGAUUCGGAGUCCUUCACUGUUGGGGCCACUUUCAACGUUGGCCAAGAUAAAUACUGGGCCUCAAUGGGCUUCGCUGUCACAAAAUCUUGGUCGACUGGCAAUACCUACAGCUGCAACGGUGGCCAGAACGAAACUGUCUGUAUUUGGUACAAUACCGCCCACACGACUUACACCGUGAAAGAAACUACACGCGCACCAGGCGAGUAUGAAAAAACGACGAGCAUCUAUGACAUUUCUUCUCCCAACAAGAACAACAAGGGCGGAGAUUACUACUGUGUGGUCGGUCACUGUAAAGCCAAGGGCGAUAGUUGGUGGGACAGGAAUGGCCGUCGUGGUGGUCCUUGA